Drepanopeziza brunnea f. sp. 'multigermtubi' MB_m1 is the source of this 939-nucleotide messenger RNA. RefSeq lists its product as uncharacterized. Gene Ontology annotation, cellular component: nucleolus. Gene Ontology annotation, molecular function: rRNA binding. Gene Ontology annotation, biological process: rRNA processing; ribosomal large subunit assembly. The record is from RefSeq and is a predicted model, not a curated record. Lineage: Eukaryota; Fungi; Ascomycota; Leotiomycetes; Helotiales; Drepanopezizaceae.
AUGGCAUCCGUCUACAAAUCGUUAUCGAAGACCGCCGGUGUCAAGGAGGAGGGCCCUGUGAACGGCAUCAAGAAAAACAAGCAGAGAGUGCUAAUCCUGUCCUCGCGAGGAAUUACGUCCCGACACCGACACCUCUUGAAUGAUUUGGCUUCUCUGCUACCCCACGGACGCAAAGAUGCAAAGCUUGAUACUAAGUCUAAGCUGUACCAAUUGAACGAACUGGCCGAGCUGUACAACUGCAACAAUGUGUUUUUCUUCGAGGCGCGGAAGGGCAAGGAUCUGUACCUCUGGAUGAGCAAAGCGCCUAACGGCCCAACCGUCAAGAUGCACCUGCAAAACCUACACACGAUGGAAGAACUCCACUUCACAGGGAACUGCCUCAAAGGCUCCCGGCCCAUCCUCUCCUUCGACGCCUCCUUCGACAAGGAAGCGCACCUCCGUGUCCUGAAGGAGCUCUUUCUCCACAUCUUUGGCGUGCCGAAGGGCGCCCGUAAAUCCAAGCCCUUCAUCGACCACGUCAUGGGCUUCACGCUCGCCGACGGCAAGAUUUGGAUCCGCAACUACCAGAUCUCCGAGACGGAGGCAUCGAAAAUCACAACGGAGACUGCCGCUGCUGAUGGGACACCGAAAAUCAAGCAGAAAAAUGUGAAGGGCACGGAGACGGAAAUAAGUCUUGUGGAGAUUGGCCCUCGCUUCGUGCUGACGCCGAUUGUGAUCCAGGAAGGCAGUUUUGGAGGCCCCAUCAUUUACGAGAACAAGGAGUUUGUGAGCCCGAACCAAGUGAGAAGUGAGAUUCGGCAGAAGAAGGCUGGACGGUAUAGUGCGAGGGCCGAGCAGGAAAUCGAGAGGCUGGCGAAGAAGGGCGAGCUGGGUCUGCGGACCAGUGGUGGGAGGAAGAUGGAAAAGGAUGCGCUGGAUACCAAGGAGCUGUUUGCUUAG